AUGAAGCAACACAAAGAAGGGAAGGCAAUUCUAGCAUGUGUUUAUGUGGAUGACAUAAUCUACACCAGUUCAUCCAAGGAGAUGAUGAUUGAGUUCAAGAGGGAUAUGAUGAAAACCUAUGAAAUGACUGAUUUGGGAAAGUUGCACUAUUUUUUGGGCCUUGAGGUGAAACAGGAUGAUGAAGGCAUCUUUGUUAGUCAAGCAGAGUAUCUUGAAGAUCUAUUGAAACAAUGCAACAUGAAUGGAUGUAGGUCUGAACCAACACCAAUGGUUUAUAAUUUAAAAUUACAAGUUAAAGAUGAUUCUGGGCAUACUGAUGGAAGACAAUAUCGAACUUUGAUUGGGAAGCUUAUGUAUUUAACCAGGCCUGCCUAA
Dioscorea cayenensis subsp. rotundata (Guinea yam) is the source of this 375-nucleotide messenger RNA. RefSeq lists its product as uncharacterized. Bases 1 to 375 code for a protein of 124 amino acids. Lineage: Eukaryota; Viridiplantae; Streptophyta; Magnoliopsida; Dioscoreales; Dioscoreaceae. The transcript has a single exon. The record is from RefSeq and is a predicted model, not a curated record.